Dendronephthya gigantea is the source of this 1641-nucleotide messenger RNA. RefSeq names its product kelch-like protein 40b. Lineage: Eukaryota; Metazoa; Cnidaria; Anthozoa; Malacalcyonacea; Nephtheidae. The transcript has 2 exons. Gene Ontology annotation, molecular function: protein binding. The record is from RefSeq and is a predicted model, not a curated record. The coding region runs from base 399 to 1229 and encodes 276 amino acids.
UUGAUGAGGGAAAAUCAAGAACAAAUUCGAGCCAGGCAGAAUCAAACAAAUAUUGAACUUGAACGAAUGAAAGUCCAAAUAACAGAGAUAGAAAGGAAACACGAUGUGAUAAAUGGUAAAGUAGACCAGUUAAAUGAAAAUGUUAACCAGGUUAAACAAGCACAAGCAGAAAUUAAAAGAGAUCAAGUGGCGUUCAAAGAUGAAAUGAGGCAACAGUUUCAGACAGUGACCGACUUGUUAAACCAGUUGUUACAAGGGCCCAACAGAAACAUUAGACCACAACCUCCGGAAAAUGGAAAUGGAGUACUUCCAGCAAUUGAUAAAACAGAGGUUAUCAUCAUGGUGGUUGGAACGCUCCAGGAAGAGACACAAUAUUAAAUACAGUAGAAAUCAUCAAUAUGACAGAAGGAAAAUCCGCUCAGCUGGCCUGUAUGAAUCACCCGAGGGUAGAGUCAGCAUCGUGUGUCUACAACAACGAUGUGAUCGUGACAGGUGGGUAUGAUGGUCGUGUUUGCAUUGAGAGUAUAGAGAUCUUAUCGAUGGACCAGCAGCCUUUGCAGUGGAGAUUGUUCGAUGGUAAACUCCCAGCCAGUUUGUCUAGUCAUUGUGUCGUAAUUUACAAAGAUAAACUGAUCACAAUUGGGGGAAUGAACUCUACUGAGAACAAAACAUCAAACGCAAUCCAUGAGACUUCUCUUUUUCCACCCUACACUUCAAAGCGGAUAUUUAAAAUGAACCAGGCAAGACGAAACCACAGCGCAGAACUUGUUGAUGAUUUACUGUUCGUUUUGGGAGGAACACACACAGGUUUGAGUGCAGAUUCCACUAACACUGUAAUGUCUUACGAUAUUGCUCAGAAAGAACGCAAGCGAUGCGAAUCGUUACCUUAUCGUGUUUCUGGGAUGUCCACAGUGACAUGGGGCAAUAAUAUCAUCGUAAUCGGCGGGGCGGAUAAGAAUGAUCGUGUUUUAAACAGCGUCAUAAUGUAUGAAACUGUGAGCGGAAAUAGUAAGUUUCUGCCGUCAAUGUUGUACAACAGAUACGGGAGCUCGGCUGUUAUUGUCGAUGGCAUCGUUUAUGUUAUGGGUGGAUGGAAUCAGGAGCUGGGAUAUCUCAGCUCGAUAGAAUGUCUGACAAUUGGAAAUACAUUUUGGGUAGAACUGCCUGGAAUGAGAGAAAGAAGAAGACUGGCAUCUGCUGUAGUGAAACCUUUAAACCAGUAUGUUUAGGCAGGUUUUAUACCAAACUACGAACACUUUUAAAAACGCAAACUAAUUUUUCCUUGGUUUAGCCUUCGCCCAGUUUUGGUAAAUCCGGUUCCAGGGGGGGAGAGAGUGUGCAGAGGGUGGACAUCACUGAUUCGUUGGAUAACGAUUAUUUCUUUAUGAACAUGAAUCCUUAUAAGUUAUGACUUUGCAUUAAAUGUGGUAUAACAACUGACUAAUAUAGCUGACAAAUACACUCCUAAUAUAGCUGACAAAAACACACACUCGACGUUUUGAGAGCCUUUGUCAGGAGAGUUUUCUGAAACGAUUGUUUGUUAAAUCAGAUAACACAUAUACAUCGGAACCUAAUAGAAAAUCUUUAUGUAUUUAACGCAUGUAUAUAUACCAAUACUACAAAAUUCAUUUAAAUAUACAA